AUGUCAAUUGCAACGAAAUCGCUUAUCUAUAUAUGCACUAUCAUAGCAAUCUUAAUACCGUGGUGCACUGUCAUAAACAAACCAACGAGCGAGAUUAACCACCUAAUACAGUAUGUCACUUCUGAGUUAAAAGUCGUUAUCCCCAUUACACUAAGAUUCAACAAUGAGAAGUUUAUUUUCCCUGACUUGAAACAAGCCGCCCAAAUCCAAAUUAAUGAGGAGCUUCACUCAUUAGGUGCAAGACGUUUAGAAUUGGUACUAGUGGAUAGCUUACCGGGGAAGAAUGUGAGCCAAGAAUAUUUAAUGGAUCUCAUACUACAUCACGAGAAUUCGCUUGGGAUUUCCUCAGAUUCGCUACAAGCCGCUAUUUUCUACACCUUGGAGUCCAUUCAUUCAAACGACUUGCCAUUUUUCGUCGCACAAACAGUGUUGUAUCAUUUCCUCAACGCCGAAGUCGACGUAUUUAGCAGACUGGCAAAUGAGGACUUUAUAGAUGAUCUUGAGUUUGAAAUUGGGUUUGGUCAAGGAACAAACAAGACCAGGAAUAAGGAGAUUUUAAAAACCAUUGAAGAGUUAGCGUCCGCCAUGACGUUGAUUACACGUUUACGCUGGACUACGAACACCGAGCUAGUGAGUGAAUCUAAUCGGGUUGAAAUAAGUUUUCCAGGGCGAUUCUCCAAGACCUUGAAGAGUGAUUCAAAUACUGCCAAUAGGAUCCGAACAAUCUUGGAAGAUGAGCUACGGCUCCUGCAAAGGCCACGUAACAACUUUCAAAUACGGCUUCUUGCAGCAUAUAAGAAAAAGACCUUGUCAAAUAUAGAACGCUUAUUAAGCAAACUUGAUAAAACUUCAGGAAAAGAUAAGUUUUUACCUCAAUUAGCCCAAGUUAUUGCCGAUGUAGGGAAAUCACAAAACGUUUCCUGGUUGGGCUACUUGGAGAAGACUCAGAAGAUGUUAGACGAAAUCGAGAGUUUCCAGGUGAAGCCAUUAUAA
Lodderomyces margitis is the source of this 993-nucleotide messenger RNA. RefSeq lists its product as uncharacterized. The transcript has a single exon. Bases 1 to 993 code for a protein of 330 amino acids. The record is from RefSeq and is a predicted model, not a curated record. NCBI's taxonomy places the organism in Eukaryota, Fungi, Ascomycota, Pichiomycetes, Serinales, Debaryomycetaceae.